AUGGAGGCUGUACAAGGCUACAUUGCAAUCUCUGACUCAUGCAUAGCAGUCUCUGACCAACACAUCACAGUCUCUGAUCCACGCACGUCACAAACAGUUUCAGACUCCCCCCACAUCACAGUCUCUGACCUUGGUACUUCCCUAUCCCCGACCUCCCACAUCCCAGUCUGCAACCCAUCCAUCCCAAUUCCUGAUCCCAGCACAUCCCUCUCAUCAACUCCUACAGUCUAUAUAUCCCAUGCCUCACAUGCCUCAUCCCGCCACUUCCCAAUUCCUGAUCCCAGUACAUCCCACUCAUCAACUCCUACAGUCUAUACAUCCCAUGUCUAUACAGUCUAUACAUACAGUCUAUACUACAGUCUAUAUAUACAGUCUCCCCACAUCCCAGCCUGCAACCCAUCCGUCCCAAUUCCUGAUCCCAGCACAUCCCACUACUCAACUCCUACAGUCCAUGCCUCAUCCCCUCCAGUAUCCCAUGCCUCAUCCCCUCACAUCCCACUCAUCAACUCCCACAGUCUAUACAUCCCAUGCCUCAUCCCCCACAUCCCACUCCUCCCCCAUCGCCGACCUCCAACUUUUGCGUCCCCAGCUUUGAUCUUCUCCCACGGAACUCUUAGGAAAAGCUAA
Molecule: messenger RNA, 627 nt
Organism: Hyalella azteca
Lineage: Eukaryota; Metazoa; Arthropoda; Malacostraca; Amphipoda; Hyalellidae
Product: extensin-like
Exons: 1
Coding region: 1-627 (208 amino acids)
Source: RefSeq, a predicted model, not a curated record